AUGGUAAAAUGUCCAUGUACUCGUUGUUCUCUAGCCAAAUCUAAGACAAGGGAAGAUAUCGAAGGUGAUUUGAUUUGUCAUGGCUUUUUAAGUUCUUACACAAGUUGGAUAGUACACGGAGAAGAUAUGUGUGUCACGGAAAAUGCAAGAGUACCUUCUGAUAGUGCUCAUGUUGAACUAGAUUCAACUUUCAACCUCUUGGAUGAUAUUUUUCCAGAUAUUAGUGCAAAUAUGAAUGAGGAACAUGAAGAAGGGUUGUCUGGGCAACCUAUGGACACUGAUAGACCAUCAGCUUCAAGUGGAAAUUCUAAAAAAGGAGAAGGUUUUGAUGAGAUGUUUGCUGAUUACAAUCAAGAGCUAUAUCCUGGAUGCGAUAAAUUCACGAAGUUGUCCUUUAUACUGAAGUUAUACCAUAUAAAAUGUAUGUGUGGGAUUAGUGACAAGGGGAUAUCCAUGGUGCUUGAUUUGAUGAAAGAAGCAUUUUCGCAUGCCAAAUUGCCAGAUUCAUUUAAUGACAUGAAAAAGGUUAUUCGCAAAUUAGGAAUGACUUAUGAGUCAAUUCAUGCAUGUCCAAACGACUGUAUGUUAUAUUGGGAAGCUGAUGCAGAAAGGGAAGUUUGUAAAGUCUUUGAGGCCUCUCGUUGGAAAGAUACAAAGAGCACAGAACUAUCUAGAUCAGGAAAAAAGAAGAAGAGAUCUCCUGCAAAAGUUUUGCGUUACUUUCCCCUGAAGCCACGGUUACAGCGUUUAUUUAUGUCAUCAAAAACUGCUGUCCACAUGAGAUGGUAUGGAUCUGCUACUAACAAUGAUGGUAAACUACGACAUCCAAGAGACUGA
Brassica napus (rape) is the source of this 837-nucleotide messenger RNA. RefSeq lists its product as uncharacterized. The coding region runs from base 1 to 837 and encodes 278 amino acids. NCBI's taxonomy places the organism in Eukaryota, Viridiplantae, Streptophyta, Magnoliopsida, Brassicales, Brassicaceae. The record is from RefSeq and is a predicted model, not a curated record. The transcript has a single exon.